Molecule: messenger RNA, 2086 nt
Organism: Manihot esculenta (cassava)
Lineage: Eukaryota; Viridiplantae; Streptophyta; Magnoliopsida; Malpighiales; Euphorbiaceae
Product: laccase-4
Exons: 6
Coding region: 98-1774 (558 amino acids)
Biological process (GO): lignin catabolic process
Cellular component (GO): apoplast
Molecular function (GO): hydroquinone:oxygen oxidoreductase activity; copper ion binding
Source: RefSeq, a predicted model, not a curated record
CAGCAAUAACUGUGCCUUUAUAAGCUUGCAUUGCUCACACAUUUCUUAGUGCACCAAAUAAAAGCUUUGCUUGUGUGGGAGCCAAAAGAGAAAAAAAAUGGAGAGAGCACCAUGGAUUCACCUCCUAGUUCUGAUGGCUUGCCUGCAGUUGUUUCCUGCACCGGCGGAGUGCAUGGUUCGGCACUACAAGUUCAACGUGGUGAUGAAAAACACAAGUAAAUUAUGUUCAAGCAAGCCAAUUGUUACUGUGAAUGGGAAGUUCCCUGGACCCACUUUAGUUGCUAGAGAGGAUGACACUGUGCUUGUGAAGGUGGUCAACCAUGUCAAAUACAAUGUCAGCAUCCAUUGGCAUGGGAUUAGGCAGCUAAGAACUGGCUGGGCAGAUGGUCCAGCGUACAUAACUCAGUGUCCUAUCCAGCCAGGGCAGAACUUUGUCUACAAUUUUACUAUUACUGGCCAAAGGGGUACCUUGUGGUGGCAUGCACAUAUCCUCUGGCUCAGGGCCACUGUCCAUGGUGCCAUCGUUAUCUUGCCCAAGCGUGGUGUUCCUUAUCCAUUUCCCACUCCCUAUAAGGAAGAAGUCGUUAUACUAGGUGAAUGGUGGAAAUCAGAUGUUGAAGCUGUGGUCAAUGAAGCCAUGAAAUCUGGGUUGGCACCAAAUGUCUCAGAUGCUCACACCAUUAAUGGCCAUCCAGGACCUGUCUCAACCUGCCCUUCACAAGGGGGAUUUACCUUACCAGUACGUUCCGGCAAGACCUACAUGCUUAGGAUAAUCAAUGCUGCACUUAAUGAAGAGCUCUUCUUCAAGAUUGCUGGUCAUCAGCUGACAGUUGUUGAGGUUGAUGCCGCCUACGUUAAACCCUUCAAAACUGACACAGUCCUUAUAACCCCAGGCCAAACCACGAACGUUCUUUUAACUGCAGACCGCAACUCCGGCAAAUACCUGGUUGCAGCCGCCCCUUUCAUGGACGCUCCCAUUGCUGUAGACAAUGUAACUGCAAGUGCCACCUUACAUUAUUCGGGUACCCUUUCUAGUGUUGCCACCACCCUCACCGCCCCGCCACCGCAAAACGCCACCCCAGUAGCAACAAAGUUCAGUAAUGCUCUGCGUAGCUUGAACUCGAAAAAGUACCCUGCUAGAGUCCCUUUGACAAUAGAUCAUUCCCUUUUCUUCACUAUUGGGCUUGGAGUGAACCCUUGCGCUACUUGUGUUAAUGGUAGCCGAGUUGUGGCAGAUAUCAAUAACAUAACCUUCGUUAUGCCAAAGAUUUCUCUACUUCAAGCCCAUUUCUUUAAUAUUAGUGGAGUUUUUACCGACGACUUCCCUGGAAAUCCACCGAUCGCUUACAACUAUACAGGGACACAACCAACCAACUUUCAAACCAUCAAAGGAACGAAGGUUUAUAGACUUGCUUAUAACUCUACUGUGCAGUUAGUUUUACAAGACACUGGGAUGCUUACCCCUGAAAACCACCCGAUCCAUUUGCAUGGCUUCAAUUUCUUUGAAGUGGGGAGAGGAAUAGGCAAUUUCAAUCCAAAGCAAGACCCAAAAAAUUUCAAUCUUGUCGAUCCUGUGGAGAGGAACACUAUAGGAGUCCCUUCUGGUGGAUGGGUUGCUAUAAGAUUUAGAGCUGAUAAUCCAGGGGUGUGGUUCAUGCAUUGCCAUUUGGAAGUUCACACAACAUGGGGAUUGAAGAUGGCAUUUGUGGUAGACAAUGGAAAAGGCCCCAACGAAUCUCUUCUGCCUCCUCCUCCUGAUCUACCCAAGUGUUAGAGAAUUCCAAUGUCUGCACCACAAAUUUAAUUAAUUCAAAAGUUUCAAGUAGUGCUGGACUUCUAAAAAUAAAACAAACAAGCAAGCGGUUUUAGAAGAGUUCUUACAAUCGACCCAAGCUGAAAAAUGCAGUUGCCCCAAGUAGAAAUAAUAUUAAUAAACCUCGGAUUUUUCUUUUUUUGGUCCUUGUUUUGCCUUACAGUUUGUUCCCAAAAAAGGUUGUUUGUUGCAGGGCUUGAUGUAAUUAUGCAAAUAUAUGUUCUGAUGAUUUAAAGGUCCAAAGUAAUGACAAGUUCCUUAAUUUGUUUUCCA